This is a messenger RNA of Zootoca vivipara (common lizard), 2777 nucleotides long. RefSeq lists its product as uncharacterized. NCBI's taxonomy places the organism in Eukaryota, Metazoa, Chordata, Lepidosauria, Squamata, Lacertidae. The record is from RefSeq and is a predicted model, not a curated record.
GGAACGGUCAGGAAUCUUCCUCCGCCGCUGCCUGUUGCUAGUUUAAGGAUUUUGGAAGAAGGAUGCCAGCCAUGCUGCUGCGACGGGCUGGCUGGGAGCGGGGCACAGGGGAAGCGCUCGCCGCCAGAUUCUCCUAUGCUCUGCUGCUGGCGCUGUUCGUGCCCUUCGCGACAGGGACAGAGGAAAAAGCAGACCGUUGGCACUGCCCUUCAGCUAAUCUUUCCAUACCAGAAGGUUCUUCUGGGAUGAUCAUUCCUAAUAAAAUAUUGAACCAUUCCAAUAGUCUUCCUUUAUACAAGAAGAACCACUCCUCGUCUUCUUGGCAAUACAUCUUGAGCAUAGCCAAGAGACACCUGAAUCACAGUGUCGGCACGUAUGAAGCGGACAUCUAUAUAUCUGAUAGCGGCCUUUCUGUCAAGAAUGCUUAUGAAGGACUUGCCGGAGAGUACCAGCUUGUUUAUCAGCAAAAUGAAUCCUGUGUGCUUCAGUUCUUCCUUAAUAUACCUGGGUCUACACACUGCCCUUCUCGUAACGUCUCCAUAGCAGAAGGUUCAGCUGGGAUGAUCUUUGCUAAUGUUUCCAGUUAUCCCUACAUUCUUUUAUUUCUUAAGAGCAGUUCCUUUGAUGGUCCCAUAUUAGCCAUAACUGAAGGAGAACUGAGAGUCUACAAUAGCUCAUUCAAGGAACACUUCUAUCUACAGGGAAAUGACCUCUUUAUCAAGAAUUCCAGCAAACAGCUUGCUGGAGAAUACCAACUUGAAGAUUUUGAGAGGAAAAUUUGUUUCCAAGUCUUCCUUAGCAUACCUGACCGUUGGCACUGCCCUUCAGCUAAUCUUUCCAUACCAGAAGGUUCUUCUGGGAUGAUCAUUCCUAAUAAAAUAUUGAACCAUUCCAAUAGUCUUCCUUUAUACAAGAAGAACCACUCCUCGUCUUCUUGGCAAUACAUCUUGAGCAUAGCCAAGAGACACCUGAAUCACAGUGUCGGCACGUAUGAAGCGGACAUCUAUAUAUCUGAUAGCGGCCUUUCUGUCAAGAAUGCUUAUGAAGGACUUGCCGGAGAGUACCAGCUUGUUUAUCAGCAAAAUGAAUCCUGUGUGCUUCAGUUCUUCCUUAAUAUACCUGGUUCUACACACUGCCCUUCUCGUAACGUCUCCAUAGCAGAAGGUUCAGCUGGGAUGAUCUUUGCUAAUGUUUCCAGUUAUCCCUACAUUCUUUUAUUUCUUAAGAGCAGUUCCUUUGAUGGUCCCAUAUUAGCCAUAACUGAAGGAGAACUGAGAGUCUACAAUAGCUCAUUCAAGGAACACUUCUAUCUACAGGGAAAUGACCUCUUUAUCAAGAAUUCCAGCAAACAGCUUGCUGGAGAAUACCAACUUGAAGAUUUUGAGAGGAAAAUUUGUUUCCAAGUCUUCCUUAGCAUACCUGUUUCAGGACGCAGACAUGAUUGCGCUUACGGCGCACUAGGGUUUGUCAUCUUUUUGGUGCUCUGUUUCGCAAUGCAUCUAUGUUGCAAAAGGAGAGAGAAAGGCACUGCUCAACUUGCUGGUGGCUUGGCAAAUGGAACUCUGCCUCCUGGGUCACCAGAGGUACAAGAAAGCAGAGCAGACCCACCCGGGAGAGAAAAUGGGAACUCUUUUCCUCAUGAAUGCGACCCUCAAACAAAUGCCUUACUGCCUUGAAGGAUAAAAAAGUUGGUUUUCAAAUGAAAAAGUCUAAAUUGGAAAUGGAAUUGUUAGAUUCAAAAAGUAAGAAUUUAUCAAAAAUGUAUAAUUUAUUGUUGGAAUGGCAUACAAAAGAUGAGCAAACAAAAUGUGUAAUGAUUAAAUGGGCAAAUGAUGUAGGACAUAAUAUCAUGGUGGAAGAUUGGGAAAGGUUAUGGAUGUAUAAUAUGAGAUUUACCGCGUGUUCAGUGUUAAAAGAAAAUUUGAUGAAAAUGAUGUAUAGAUGGUAUCUGACCCCGGUAAAGCUUGCAAAGAUUUAUCAUAAACAAGAUAAUAAAUGUUGAAAAUAUAAAAAACAAGAGGGAACUUUCUUCCACAUGUGGUGGACGUGCCCCCAAGUGAGAGACUUCUGGGAAAAGAUUUAUAACGAAUUGAAAAAAGUGUUGAAAAACACCUUUGCUAAAAAAACCAGAGGCCUUCUUACUUGGGAUAACGGGAGAGGAUAUACCUAGGAAGGAUGUUACUUUCUUUUUGUAUGCCACAACAGCUGCAAGAAUUCUACUUGCAAAGAAUUGGAAGAAGGAUGAUUGGCUGAAGAAGUUGAUAGAAUAUAUGGAACUGUCUGAGUUGACCGGGAGACUCCGGGAUCGGAGUGAAGAAGCAGCGGAAGAAGAUUGGAAGGAAUUUAAAAUUUAUUUAAAGAAUAAGUGUUUAGUAGAUUAGAAAUAAGGGAAGUGAAGGAGAAAAAAUAGAGGUUGUAGAUAAUAUAAUGGUAAGAGAUAAGUAUAGUUAGAAAUAAGGAUUUUAUUUUAUUGAGAAGAAAGAUUUAGAUAGAAUAUAAUAGGAUAAGAUGUAAAAGAUAGAAAAAAUAAGGGAUUAUUAAGUAAUAAGUAGAAUUUAUAUAAGAUUUAGACUUUACUACAGAAGUGAUGAAAAGAAUCGCAGAAGGAGAGGGAACGAGGAAGUCAUUAGAUUGGAGAUAAGUUUAAUAAGUUAGAUUUUUUGUUUUCUAUUUGAAUUUUUGUCUUUUUUGUCUUUUUUCCCCUUUCUGUUGUGUGGGUGUGUAUUUUUAUAUGCCUUGUUGUUUCAGAAUUUUUUUUAAUAAAUAUAUUUGAAGGA